Messenger RNA from Penicillium mononematosum, 2280 nucleotides. RefSeq lists its product as uncharacterized. NCBI's taxonomy places the organism in Eukaryota, Fungi, Ascomycota, Eurotiomycetes, Eurotiales, Aspergillaceae. The transcript is spliced from 3 exons. The coding region runs from base 1 to 2280 and encodes 759 amino acids. The record is from RefSeq and is a predicted model, not a curated record.
AUGGCGGAGCAUGUGUUCUUUCCUGACGAAUCCCCAAAGCCUCUUCGGAUUGAGUACAACGGUUCGCUAUAUGAUGGAGGUGAUUGGGAUCAGUUCCCGACUCGCUGUGGCUGGAAACUGGAAACAGGAGCUGAAAAAUUUCCUCCGCGUCAAAUUCCGCAGAGCUUCCACUCUGAGAUAGAAUGCUGGCUCUACUUCGGCAUGCUCCACUAUGAAGAAGACCCUCGGCAGUAUAUAACGACAAAGCAUCUCGAUAAAUAUGUCAGCAAUGCCAAGGAAUGGAAGAAGAGGAAACUCGGCGAGCGAGCUAUUGACAUUGUCAAAAAAGUCUGCGAGCAACUUUCCGGGUACGGCCCUUUGUACGUGCGGAAUGAUAUGGCAUUGGCUAUUCGGCUGGUCUGCUAUGCUCUCUGGAAUAUUGCAGACAAACGAGAUGGUCCUCAGACCCAGACCCAUUGUGUUAAGUCAUGGUUGUUCACCGGAGAAUCUGACUGUAGGCGGAUGGUCGCGGAGGGAUGGUGCCCCUUAGAGGCAGCCAAGUGUCGUAUCGCCGGUGGUGGAGUGGACACCCCAGUGUAUCUGCUUCAGUUAAGGCGUUUUAAGGCUGAAUGGAAUACAAUAACGCAUGAGCGCUGCAAGAAGACAGAAUGUGUGGCCAACAACAUCGAUGAGAGCGACUAUGUCACUCGACACGUGCAAGAAGAGUGCACCUGUUCGUACCUCCAGUCCAAUGUCGAGCAGCUGCAUAAAAUCCUCCUAGAUGGAGGGGUUCCACUUUUGAUGCUCACGCCUGAUGGCGAGGACGAGCUCGGCAACCAGAAUAUCAAGGUUGAGAUUGUGAGAAAGCGCGUGGGCAGGCAGUACUUGGCCAUCUCGCAUGUGUGGUCUGAUGGGCUAGGUAACACAGAGGGCAACAGUCUCCCAACCUGCCAAUUAAAGCUCCUUUAUGAGGAGGCAAGACGUGUCCUCACUGGCAGCGAAUAUGUCCCUCGCUAUGAGGGGGGCCCAUUCGGACCAUUACACACUGGCGUGGCUCGACUAGCCCAUUUCGCGGGCAGCAAAACUCUGCGCAGAGAUGAUUCAGUACUAUUGUGGAUUGAUACCUUAUGCAUACCACAUCAGCCUGACGUUCGGAGCUUGGCGAUUCAGCGCAUUCGUGAAGUAUACGUAGAUGCUUACCGGACGAUGAUCCUUGAUUCAGAGAUGAGGCACGUGAAUGCCAGCUCUAGGAGUCACCUAGAACUUCUCCUGAGGGUGCUGUACUGCUCGGGCUGGAUGCGCCGGUUAUGGACGCUUCAAGAAGGACUGGCCGCCAAGAGCCGGCUGUAUAUGUUGUUCUCUGAUAAGGCAGUCAACAUUGCCACCAUCGCCGACGAGCUCCUGACCAAGCUUGACCGAGGAAAAAUGCCCAUCAUGCAGGAGAGGAUUACCACCUUCGCCAUGGGUGUCUGGUUCAGCUUCUUUAAACAUACCAUCGACUUCACAUCCAAAUUCGAACGUUUCGUCAACUUGGUUGCUAUUACUAGUCCUUGGGGCGGAAACGACAUUACCAGAGAUCAGCUCAUCGUAUGGAAUUGGUUUAAUGUAGCCACACGAGCCACCAGCAAGGCACGCGAUCGCCCAACCAUCCUAGCGGGAAUUCUCAAUCUCGACUUGAAGGAAAUCCUCGAGGCCAAGGGAUCCGACGAACGAAUGCGGAAGUUCUACAGUCUAAUUGACAGUUUCCCCCAAGGCGUGCUGUUCCAGCCUGGACCACGGUUUGAAGAUUAUGGAAUGCGCUGGGCGAUGAAGGUGUGUCAAUAUACCGAAGAGAUCCAAUAUCUCAUGGGCGAACCCGGAAAAAUUACACCUCGAGGACUCAAGGUCACAGAUUAUACGUCGUGGGUAUUCCCAUCCCGCAUAGUGUUCGACCUCAGACUCUUUGACCUUGACCCUAGGCAGGGGCAACUGGCUUGGGAGCAGUGGAUCAAAGAGCACAAUCUCGAAGAAGCCAUCAGCUUGUCCAAUGUCUGUCUGCUGAAGACCAAAACCGCCAUCGUUUUCGAACCAGAUGGGACAUACGGGAUUAUUGCGAGUGGGUCAAAAGGCUCUCGACCUGGAUCAAAUGAAGCGUGUGCAGUGGUGUCACUGCACACGACGGAGGAUGCAGUUCAUUAUGGACAAUAUGAAGGCCUGGGAACAAUCAAGUCUAUUGGCAGCUUUGCAGAAUGGCCAGAGGGAGGGUAUUUUGUGCCAGUAACCUGGGAUGAGCGGCAAGAACGUGAAUGGAUUGUUGGUUAA